Messenger RNA from Aspergillus tubingensis, 1086 nucleotides. RefSeq names its product ribonuclease H family protein. NCBI's taxonomy places the organism in Eukaryota, Fungi, Ascomycota, Eurotiomycetes, Eurotiales, Aspergillaceae. The transcript has a single exon. Gene Ontology annotation, molecular function: RNA-DNA hybrid ribonuclease activity; nucleic acid binding. The record is from RefSeq and is a predicted model, not a curated record. Bases 1 to 1086 code for a protein of 361 amino acids.
AUGGAGGUUGAGAAUCCCACAGCGGUGACUAGCAUGAGUUGGGGUCACAGAGCUCCUCGAAACAUCGGAUCCAGAGGGCGCACGCCUCCUUCCAGGAAGGGCAAAUCACAGAGGGCUAAGGACGACGCUCGAGGUUCUCAAGUGAUCGAUCCUUACCUUGACCGGGUUGACGGCGUCAGCCAGAGAAAUCGAGAUUCCCAAACCAAUCAAGACGAGGGUAGUACUGCCUCUGUCUUCGGACGGUAUAAGCGCAGAAGUGCUAGCAGCAGUACUAGCAGUAGUGCUAGCAGCAGAACUAUCACUAGUGAAGAUUCCCAAAGCCAUGCAGACCCGCAUCGGGGUGCUGCUUCCGUUUCUGGAACGACCGAGUCCAUCGGGACGAGGAAGUCGAACAAGCGUGGGGGUAGGAAGCAGCACUCUGGGAAUCAGAAAAAGAAACAGAAGCAGCAGCAGCAGCAGCAGCCUCCAACUACCAUCCGGAUUGAGGAUGAUAGAUUUGAUAGAGUGUUGCUGAUCAAGCCUCGUCAAGAAGCUUUGAACUAUGCCAAGGAGGUGACAGAGACGUCCCCAGAUGACUAUCAUGUCUUCUGGGUGGACGGAUCGACAGCCGCCAACGAGGCAGCGCCAUCUGGAGUCGCAGUUGUCCACGGGCACAACGGACAAGACGCGGACGAGCUGUACUGCCUCGAAGAGAUCCGGCUCAGCCAGUUGGCUGAGUUGUUCGCUAUCGGGGCCGGUCUGAGAGCAGCAGUCCGCCACCUGGAGCGGCUUCAAGUGUCAGGUCAUGUUGUCCAGGUCUUCACGGACUGCCAAGCGGCCAUGGAAAUGCUGCGGCCUAGAACAAAGAAGUUGAGCCCACUCGCUGGCCGUCUAGUGCGUCUUGUUGACGCUCUUUCUCACCGGCUCUGCUCGAUAGGAGUCAAGGUCGAGCUUCAUUGGGUUCCGGGACACCAGUGUGUUCGGGGCCAUAAGAGAGCUGAUUUGUUGUCCAGGACAAUCACAAAUUUUAUGAUGAACAACCUGGCUGACAAGAUCGAUCAAAUCAAUGCAGUUAGAGUGGACUGCACUUUCCUCGAGUUAUCCUGA